Messenger RNA from Phytomonas sp. EM1, 1558 nucleotides. The record is from the annotation of a GenBank genome assembly. NCBI's taxonomy places the organism in Eukaryota, Euglenozoa, Kinetoplastea, Trypanosomatida, Trypanosomatidae.
GGACCUACGUUAGAUUACCACCACUCUGCGCGAUUUACCACUCGAAAGGCCAAACACAUGUUUGUAGAAUAUGUACAUCGUGGUAAUGGAAAAAGUGACUGGUCUAUUUAUUGAUGGAAUGCCUAUCUUAAACUAGUUAUGCUUUACAAACUGGUGAUAUAUGUUAUAUACCAAUGGAAGACGGUGAAAAUAUAGCACACUUAACAUAAAUAAUGUAUUGGAAAAUGCCGGAUAAAAAGUUUGUGCAAGAACAGGGCAGCGAUGUUUCUAUUUCUUUUUUUUUGAGAGGUUAAAAAAUAUUUUUGUGGAGGUAAAGGAAAUUAAAAGGAAAUAUAGGAGGCUCCUCACCUCGUGUGGUCACUGGAAACGUGCUAUCAUUAGGAUAAACUACACAGAAUUCACCGAAGCAAUGAGACUCCCUCUUUUUUUAUCUACUUAUGUAAAAAGUACCCUAGUUGUUAUUUCAGGGAAAGACUAAAGGGAUUUAACCUUUUAACAAAGCGUGUGGUGAAUUAGCGCAGUGAUGAAAAGGUGACACAAUGGACUACUAAUUAAUUCCUCGUUCUACAGAUACCUUCAAUAUGUAUUUCUCCUUUGUUUUAAGGCCAUUUUCCACUAUACCGAGAUUCCUUUGUCCAUUUUUGAUUCUAUGCACUUCUCAUACUUCAUAUGGGUACAAUUCAUACGCGAUUGUUCAUUUACACUUAUAAUUAUACCUUCCUCUUUUCCUUUUCCUUUCUUGUCUCUCCUUCGAGAAAAGGAAAAGAACGCUCUUCACCGAGAUCUUCGAUUUAGAAAUAGGAAACCCCAAACAACCGUAGUGAAUUUGUAGACAAGCGUCUUAGUGCGUGCGUGUGGUUCCCCUUCCCCGACGCUCGCUCGAAGCCCCUCUCCCAGGGUGAAAUGAGUCUUCCCUCCGAUCGACGCGCGGUGCGCUCCCCGAGGGGUCCGCAAACCGCCGCAGCGAUGAUCACCGGCCUCGCGAGCCCGGAUUUUCGCGGCCCCCUCAACCACAACACCAUCUCCGAGCUCCAAGAGGGCUUCUGCAUCCUCACCCGCGGGCAGAAGACGAACACCGUCAGCAGCAAAGACUUCCACGCCGCCAUGGCGAGCACCGGGAUGCACGUCAGCGAGGAGGAGCUGCAGGAGCUGCUGCGUGUCGUUCACAGCGACGACCGCACCGACGGGCUCGAGUUCGCCGCCUUCGUCGCGCUCCUGACAAAGGAGGUGGAUAAUCAGAUGGUGCGGGAGAUGCGCUCCGCCUUCCACCCUUUCGACAAGGAAAGGGAGGGAAAAAUUAGUCGAAAACGCUUUAUAGAGAUGUUCGCGUCGAUGGGCGCGCGGAGCUCCGCGGAGGAGUUAGAUGAGCUGAUGGUCCUAGCCGAAUGCGGCGACGACUCCGAGACGGUCGACUACGUCAAGCUCUGCGAUGAGCUUCAGCGUCGGUUGAACAGAAUGUAAAAGGAAAGAAAACGCAUUCGUACACACAUCGAAAUGAAAACCCUCACCUCACACGCUAUGCUCUGUAUUGUUAUUCACCAGUGAUAUAUUUCUAUAA